Cimex lectularius (bed bug) is the source of this 2120-nucleotide messenger RNA. Its product is annotated as dynein beta chain, ciliary-like. The transcript is spliced from 13 exons. The annotation marks the transcript as partial. The record is from RefSeq and is a predicted model, not a curated record. NCBI's taxonomy places the organism in Eukaryota, Metazoa, Arthropoda, Insecta, Hemiptera, Cimicidae.
CAACAUGUAAUUCACAUAAAUUUUAAUUUGUAUUGGAAAGCAAACACAUAACAAAAUACAAACUUCGAAUAAGACAGCACAGACAUACAAACAUGGAUACUUUUGGAAAAGACAAGGUGUCUAAAUGCGCCAAACAGCCAAUCGGCGAUUUCAUUUACAUACCGCCGACAAGCUCAAAGCAACGUUUAGAAAAUGAAGCAAGCUCUGCUCCAACUUCAGCCACAAACUUUAUCAUGGAAGGCCCCCCGCCGCCGGAUGAGAGGAUCGACUUCCUAGGCAACUGCGUUCAAAAGACUAUGAAACUCAAACCAGAGAAGUGGACGAGGCUGAUGGGGAUUGAAGAUUACAGAAACACGGUCUACGAUUUCUUGGACUCCGCAAACACCUGGCUGUUAGUCAUUUCUCAGAACAACGCAGCACAGCUUAUACCGUCGACAAGCUUUCCCGUGAUUUUGAAGAACAAAGGGGCUUACUUUGUUAAAAAGAAUAAAGGCCCCGUUCCGAAAACUGAGUUGAACCAUCACAUAAUUUACGGAGACUUGGCGACAAAGCCAAUCGAACAGCUCGCCAUUUUAGUCGACGAGAUAUUCGUCCCUCUGCUGUCGAACAAAAACAAUCACAAAAAAUGGCCCUCUUCAGUCGCUCAGGACAUAAGCCAGCACGUGCACAGUCUAAAAAGCACCGUGUACCAGGUGAGAGGGUACGUGGCAGGGAAAACGGUCCUGCCCAUGCCGAUCGGCAUAGACAGAGUACACGAGGUGACUAAAAAUUUAAAAGAGGAGAACGAGACAACGGUAGACCUUUAUUUAAAAUCAUCCAUAGAAGGUGUCGUCAUCAAAUGGGCUAUUCAAAUCAACGACGUUCUGUCUGAGGAAUCAUCCAAGGCGUUCGCCAACGGUCAAAAUCCCACCCCAAACUCUGAGAUCCUUUUUUGGAACAAUCGGAAAGAAAAUCUUCAAUACAUAUACGAUCAAAUGAGAGAAGAUAGGGUGAGGAAAAUGGCAGUGAUACUCGAACACACAGAGAGUGCUUACUGGCCCUGCUUCAAAGACAUAUUUUUCAACGUUGUUUCUGCCCUGACGGAAGCCAACGAAAUAAAUGUUUAUUUGAAACCGUUAGAGGUUCACUUUGGCCUCAUCCAAGAGACGGACUUUUCGGAUGUUCUUCCCUGUUUCAUUCCGUUGAUGCAUACAGUCUGCCUCGUCUGGAGCCGGUGCAAAUACUAUUGCAAUUCCGGUAGAAUUAUCGUUCUGCUUAAGCAAAUAACGAAUUUAGUUAUCGAACAGGCCAAGAAGUACUUAGAUCCAAGUUCAAUAUUUCAAACAGAUAUAGAUGAAGCACUGCAAAGAGUUCAAUUAUCUCUUUUUAUUCUUAAACAUUUUAGAAAAACCUUUGAUGACUUCAAAGACAAACUGCCCACAUAUUUCACUGGUGAUGCAGCACCUCAACUAUGGACAUUCCACCCAAACAUUGUUUUUGAAAGGUUUAAUAAUUUCACCGAAAGGCUUCAGACAAUUGAAAAAUUUUUCUUGACAGUUGUUGAAUUUGUAAAACUGGAAAGAGUUGAGAUCGGCAAUGUGAAAGGAAGCAUCCUUAGCGCCCAGCUCGUCGAUAUUUCCCAACAGUUUAAUACUUAUUUUACAGAAUUUUCCAGCAAAUCGUAUGAUGUCUUGAAUCCAGAUGACAAAACUUUCAUGGACGAUUAUGCUAUGUUUCAGUCGAACAUAAGCGAUCUUGACAAGCGCUUAGCUUCGAUUUUGUGCCUGGCUUUUGAUGACUGUUGCAACCUGGAAGGUGUUUUCAAACUUUUAGAAAUAAUUGGAUCUUUUCUUGAAAGGACAUUAAUCAAACAAGAAUUUAAUGGAAAAUUUGAAAUUAUCCUCGAAAUGCUUUCUACAGAAAUUAACACAAUUGAGGAAAUUUUCAGUGAGCAGAUGGGAAAAUUUGCAACGACUGGUCAUGUAGAUACUGAUAGAGGAAUGCCACCUGUGGCCGGAGGAUUGAGAUGGGUUGCGAUGCUUAAGGAGCGUUUAAAUUAUUCUGUAAUCAGAUUUAAAGCUUUAGAUCAUAAAAUUUCUAAAGGACACAGAGCGAAUAGUUUGUACAAAAAAUAUGAUAAU